Messenger RNA from Caenorhabditis briggsae, 1107 nucleotides. RefSeq names its product Protein CBR-EIF-3.H (gene Cbr-eif-3.H). Lineage: Eukaryota; Metazoa; Nematoda; Chromadorea; Rhabditida; Rhabditidae. Gene Ontology annotation, cellular component: eukaryotic 43S preinitiation complex; cytoplasm; eukaryotic translation initiation factor 3 complex. The record is from RefSeq and is a predicted model, not a curated record. The transcript has 7 exons. Gene Ontology annotation, molecular function: protein binding; metallopeptidase activity; translation initiation factor activity. Bases 1 to 1107 code for a protein of 368 amino acids.
AUGUCGACAGCUGUAACAAUUACGGCUCCCAGCGUCAAGCAUAUCCUGCUGGAUUCGCUUGUCGUUAUGAAAAUUGUGAAACAUGUUGACAGCGAGCUUCAUGCUGGAAUCAGCGAGGUUUCUGGUGACGCAUGCGCCGGAGUUCUCACCGGUCUUGUUUUCCUGGAAGAUUCUCGUCUCGAGAUUACCAAUUGCUUUCCAACAGUUCGCAACGAACCAGUCAUUGACGAUGAUGCUAAUACUCCACAGGCUGCUCAACAAUACGAGGAGCAGAAGCAGCAAGAGAUGCUUGACAUGCUCCGCAAGUUCCGUACCAUGAACAUCGACUACGAGAUUGUCGGAUUCUAUCAGUCUCAUCAGUUUGGCGCUGGAUUCUCCCACGAUCUUGUAGAGUCAAUGUUCGACUACCAGGCUAUGGGACCUGAAAACGUUGUGUUGAUUUAUGAUCCAAUCAAGACUCGCCAAGGACAGCUCUCUAUUCGCGCCUGGCGUCUUUCAACCGCAGCUCUCGAUCUUGCUUCCAAGAACGACUGGCGACCAGAACUCGUUAAAUCCGCUGGGUUGACCUACCAGAACAUGUUCGAGGAACUACCGAUCAUCAUCAAGUCGUCUUAUCUCAACAACGUCCUUAUGUCUGAAUUGGCACUAUCAAAGUCAUACUCCUCGGAUAAAUACUCCACGAGACAUUUCGAUCUAGGUUCGAAAAAAUCGUUGGAAAAGUCUGUCCGUGCAAUGAUGGCCAAUGUCGACGAGUUAAACAAGUCGAUCCAAUCGUUGACCAAGUAUACCAUUGACAAGCAGCGACAUGACAACAUGGUGUUCAGCCUAACACAGAAAAGACAACAAGAGAAUGAGUCGCGCCUGGCUCGUGGUGAUCCUCCACUACCAAUGGACGACAUCAAGAGAAUCAAAGCACCACAACUUCAGACUAGAAAUGGACUUCUCGAUGAACUUCUCGCUAGUUUCGACACGAACGCUCUUGCCGACUUCUCCAAGACUGUUACCAGCGAAAACAUCACUAAAUUGUUCAUCGCUGAAGCUGUUGCUGAAGAGAAAGUUGUUGGAACCAAAGACAGAACGUUGAGUUCAGUCUCAUCUACUCGUUAA